AUGCAUCUCAACACAGCCACCUUCCCCGCGCUCAUCAGGCAAGGCGUGGACGCCCACGAUCGUUGCCCAAAGCCACUCGCAAGUGCACAGCACCUACCUGCCUCGAUGGAUGGUCUGAGUGUUGCGGCGAGCGUUAUUGCCGUUGUUGAUGUGUCAGUGAAGGUCAUUACUCUAUGUUCACAGUACUCCAAAGCAGUCGCAAAUGCCUCUGCCGAUAUAUCCCGCCUCGAAAAGCUGCUAAAGGGCUUGAAGACGACGCUGGACCACGCCGAAGCUCUCAUCAAAGCACCGCAAGGUGCAUCGCUGUCUACGUCGCAGAAUCUGCAAGAGCAGCUCACGGCAUGUCAUUCUACACUUCAGAAGCUGCACGACAAGCUCGAUGGGGGCGUCGCUCGUCAGACCAAACACCGGCUUUGGACCCGAGCCCUCAAGUGGCCAUUCAGCCGUGAUGAAAUAGAUUCCAUGGUGUCUACCCUUGAGCACUGUCAUCGCAGAAUCAUGGACGGGCUACUGAUAGAUCAAACCACUUUGCUUCUUCAUAUCAAAAGUGGUGUCGACGGCGUCUCUGCAAUGAGUGAAGAUGUGUCUACAGCUCGACAGCCUCGUUUUUUUGUACCUUUCCCUCGGGAUCCAGAUUUUGUUCCACGACCCGCCAUUCAGACACAGAUUCACGAGCAACUCGCAGGCAAGUCGAGCCGACAAGCGCUGUUUGGCAUGGGAGGCUUUGGGAAAUCCCAGAUUGCCAUCGAAAUUGCGUACAAUGUCCAUGACUCCAGUCCCGAAAAGAGUGUCUUCUGGAUCCACGGGGCCUCACGGGCGACACUCGAGCAAUCCUAUCGAUCUCUUGCCGACAACCUCGCCCUCCCUCGUCGGCACGAUCCAAAGACCAAUAUUCUAGCGCUUGUCUGUGACUGGUUACAGAGAGAUGAUGUAGCCCCGUGGCUACUUAUUCUCGACAAUGCUGACAACUUCGAUACGUUUUUCAGUCAAACGGAAGAUAUUCCGAUAGCAUCAUACCUUCCAAAGAGCAACAAUGGAAAAACCUUAAUCACGUCGCGAAAUCUGGACGUCGCUGAGAGGCUUACAGGCGGCCAUAAAGCCAUUAUAUCAAUUCCAGCGAUGAAGAGUGACGAGGCACUACUUCUUUUACAGGAGAAGCUCACUUCUAGCUACAACACAGCCACAGCCACAGAUCUUAUUCGCUGCUUGGAUUAUAUUCCGCUUGCUGUUAAUCAGGCCGCUGCAUACAUCAAUCGCCGUCGUAUCUCUAUCCAUGAAUACAUGGAACGUUUCAAGGAAAGCGACAAGAAGAGAAUAGGCCUAUUAAAACAUGAUGGUGGAGAUAUACGACGGCAUGAAAGCGUGUCAAAUUCGGUUGCAAUCACAUGGGAAGUGACUUUCAACCAGAUUCGUCAAGAGAGCCCUGAUGCAGCAAGUUUGCUUUCGCUCUUGAGUUGCUUUCAGCCGCAGAACAUUCCACAUUACAUGUUAUCCGGGUAUACAGAGUGUGAGCAGAGAACAGAAGAUGACGAAAGCGACGAUGAGACACUGGAGAAAGACUUGGAUGUUCUGUUCGCAUACUCGCUCGUUAAGGCAUCCUCAGAACCAGAUCUAUACGAGAUGCAUUCCUUGGUCCAGAUCUGUACGCGGGCUUGGCUCUCUGGACUGGGCCAAGUCGCACGCUGGGGGACGUUAUUUUUGCAUUUAGCAGCGGAACAUUUCCCGAACGGGCUCUUUGAAACAUGGAAUCGAUGUCAGCUGUUACUACCACACAUUGAGAGACUACUGGAGAAGCGACCGGCUGACGAAAGCCAAGGUCUCGAUUGGGGCUUCUUGCUGACGAAUGUUUCGCAGUAUAUGAUUGAGAAAGGUGACUACAAUACGGCCCUGGAUCUUGCCCGGCAAUCAGCAGAGAUUCGAGAGGAGUUACUAGGGCCUAAUCAUUAUAACACACUGAACAGCCUGGACCGCCUGGCGUUCACCUACGGGUGCCAGGGCCGAUGGGUGGAGGAAGAAAAGCUUCAGGUGCGGGUGAUGGAGACUUCCAAGACGAAGCUAGGCGUGGACCAUCUCGACACGCUGAGCAGCAUGAGAAACCUGGCGUCGACAUACCUGUUUCAGGGCCGAUGGGUGAAGGCAGAAAAGCUUCAGGUGCGGCUGAUGGAGACUUCCAAGACGAAGCUAGGCGCGGACCAUCUCGACACGCUGAGCAGCAUGAUCAACUUAGCGGUAACAUAUGGUGAGCAGGGCCGAUGGGAGGAGGCAGAGAGGCUUGAGGUGCAGGUGACGGAGGCUCGCACGGCGAAGCUUGGGGCGGACCAUCCCGAGACGCUGUCCAGCAUGGCCAACUUGGCGGUAACAUAUAGUGACCUGGGCCGAUGGGAGGAGGCGGAGAGGCUCCAGUUGCAGGUGAUCGAAGCUCGCAUAACUAAGCUUGGGGCGGAUCAUCCUGACACACUGUUCGAUAUGAAUAACCUGGCGUCCAUAUAUAGGCACCAGGGCCGGUUAGAGAAGGCGGAGAGGCUUGAGGUGCAGGUGAUGGAGGCUCGCACGACGAAGCUUGGAGCAACACAUCCUCUAACACUGGCCGGCAAAGGCAACUUAGCGGCAACAUAUACGAAGCAAGGCCGAUUGAAAGAGGCAGAGACGCUUGAGGUACAGGUGUUGGAGAGUCGCAAGGCGAAGCUUGGAGCGGACCAUCCCGAUACACUGACCAGCAUGAAUAAUUUGGCUUUCACUCUACAGAGACUUGGUCGACUUCACGAAGCCCUUGAAUUAAUGCAUAGCUGCGUGUGUCUUCGCCAGCAUAUUCUUGGUCAAUCACAUCCGGACACUAAAUUUUCCGAGAAAGCAAUCGCGAGAUGGCAGCAAGGUACAGAGUAG
This is a messenger RNA of Beauveria bassiana ARSEF 2860, 2883 nucleotides long. RefSeq names its product kinesin light chain 1 and. NCBI's taxonomy places the organism in Eukaryota, Fungi, Ascomycota, Sordariomycetes, Hypocreales, Cordycipitaceae. Bases 1 to 2883 code for a protein of 960 amino acids. Gene Ontology annotation, molecular function: protein binding; ADP binding. The record is from RefSeq and is a predicted model, not a curated record. Gene Ontology annotation, cellular component: kinesin complex. The transcript has 3 exons.